UGAGCUGACACAAGAGGACUAAUCUCCUGAGCUGACCAGGCACAGCUCACAAACAAGCUUCCCCUAGGGCUUACAACAUCCACAACACCAGGGAACCAAUCUCACACCAGAACCAGUCUAAAAGUAAAGUACAUUAGAGAAGAGAGGGGAGGAGUAUUGGAGAGAGAGAGAGAGAGAGAGAGAGAGAGAGAGAGAGAGAGAGAGAGAGAGAGAGAGAGAGAGAGAGAGAGAGAGGGAGACGGGAGCAUGAGUAGUUGCUAGGCAAGCUCAGCCUCUAAAUCGCUAUGUUUCUCUCUAGUGAGCUUUCGCUUUUGUAUCACAUGGGGAAUGUAGCUGAGCAGCCAAGCAGCCAGUCACACAGAGAAGAGAGGACAGCACAAGGAUUACACAGCAGCAGAAACAAGAGCUUCAAUAUCACCACAACCUGCAUGCAGCGUGUGUGUCGGCAGUUGCAGCACACACCAGCUAACUAAAUGGCAGGCAUGACUCUCCUCUGCCUCAGGCAACACAUAUUUAGCUGAGUUCACAGUGGAGCAGACUUAUCUGGACGUCAGAGUAUUUAAUGGUUAACCUUAUUUGAUGAUAGGAUCUGACUUUUCUACAGCUAAAAGCCUGAUCUGCUUGAUGCUGGAUUAUGCUCCAGCUUGAGAGUGCUAAGUGGAGGUUUCUUCUAUGCCUUGGAAUCAGCAUCUUGAUCUGCUCAAUCAUUUAUCUUAAGGAUAAACCUUCUUAUGUUCCAAGGCCGCUGCAUCAUGCCUUAGGAUGCCGUCUACCUGCUGAAAACUGUAAAGUUUUUCCACCUACCAGCCCUUACACAAGAUGGGAAAGAACAGAAUGCCAGGCACCGAAGUUUAACAGUCCACUCAACUGCAAGCGUAUACAAUCAGAGCAUCAUUUUAUUAUGAAGACCCUGAGCAAAGAAGAGGAGGACUACCCUCUGGCCUUCAUCAUCACUAUCCACAAAGACCUGGAGAUGUUUGUGCGCCUGCUCAGAGCCAUCUAUGCACCACACAACGUCUACUGCAUUCACAUAGAUAGCAAAGCCCAGACAGAAUACAAACUGAGUGUUCAAAGAUUGGCAGAGUGUUUUCCCAAUGUUUUUCUAGCCUCAGUUAGCGAGAUAGUGACCUAUGCUGGUUUUUCUCGCCUGAAGGCUGAUAUUAAUUGCAUGAAGGACCUAGUGAGGUCUCCAGUGAAAUGGCGAAAGGUGAUCAACCUGUGUGGCCAGGAUUUUCCUGUCCAGAGCAACCUGGAGCUGGUAAGAUAUAUGCAAGAUGAACAAUGGAAAGAUAAUAACAUGACUCCUGGUAUAAAACAGCCAAAGAGCAUGCGACAUAGGACUCAGAUACAGCAUGUAGAAAUUAAAGGUGAUCAUGUAGCCUCAUUGGGUCACAAAAAGACACCUCCUCCACACAACCUGACAAUCUAUUUUGGUACAGCCUACUACAGUCUACAAAGAGCAUUUGUGGAAUAUGUGCUCACCAGCCCAGUCGCCAAAGACCUGUUGGAAUGGUCAAGGGAUACCUACAGCCCUGAUGAGCAUUACUGGGUAACCCUUAAUCAUCUGGAAGAUGCCCCUGGCAGUAUCCCAAAUGGUGGCUGGGAGGGUAACAUCCGGGCCAUUAAAUGGAAAGACCAAGAAGGGACAGUACAUCAAGGCUGUAAAGGAUGUUACAUCAGGGAUAUCUGCAUCUACGAUGUUGAGGAUUUACCUUGGGUAAUUGAGAGGAACAGCAUGUUUGCUAACAAGUUGGACACCACUAGAUUUCCUCAAGCUCUGGACUGUUUAGAACAGUGGCACAGGCACAAGGUCCUACAGCAGGCAACAGUGCCCAUUCAGUUAUCAUGGAAACUUGCAACAGAGGUCAAUAUUACUGAUGCUACAGUAGCAGGCUAUAUGAAAAAGGUUACAGUUCAGAUUGAAAGCUAAUUCUUAAACUAAAUUGUCAGUCAUUUCAACAUGAAUUCAUUAAUCAUUGGAACAAGAGCUAAUGAGACUAAGCACAUGCCUGUUCAUUUUUUUGAAUUUAUUUAUUACUAUCCAAGGUUAUAUCUCUAUGUCUGCCUGUAUGUAUUUAUGUAUUUGUUACUUCUAAUGUGUGGAUUAAAACUAUUAUUUAGCACAUAUUAUAAA
Molecule: messenger RNA, 2134 nt
Organism: Tachysurus fulvidraco (yellow catfish)
Lineage: Eukaryota; Metazoa; Chordata; Actinopteri; Siluriformes; Bagridae
Product: beta-1,3-galactosyl-O-glycosyl-glycoprotein beta-1,6-N-acetylglucosaminyltransferase 7-like
Exons: 4
Coding region: 635-1930 (431 amino acids)
Cellular component (GO): membrane
Molecular function (GO): acetylglucosaminyltransferase activity
Source: RefSeq, a predicted model, not a curated record